AUGGUAGGUUGCACUCUCUUUGCUAACAAGAGUGCCACACAUGUGCAUGUGGUAUUCUUGGAUGUCUUUUGUGAUCUCACUCAGAGUGGAAGCUACACAUGGGGAGUUGCUACCCUAGUCCAUAUGUAUGACAAUUUGAAUGAUGCAUCUAAGAGUAACACCAAACAACUUGCAGGAUAUAUCACACUCUUACAGUGUUGGAUCUAUGAACAUUUUCCUUCUGUUCCUGAGUCUUUUGCCGCUGAAGAUUAUGAUAAGAGGAAACCACGUGCCUAUUGCUAG
Glycine soja is the source of this 282-nucleotide messenger RNA. Its product is annotated as protein MAIN-LIKE 1-like. The coding region runs from base 1 to 282 and encodes 93 amino acids. The record is from RefSeq and is a predicted model, not a curated record. NCBI's taxonomy places the organism in Eukaryota, Viridiplantae, Streptophyta, Magnoliopsida, Fabales, Fabaceae. The transcript is spliced from 2 exons.